AUGAAUAUUGAUAUUGUAUCUAGCAUCCAUGGAGGAAUAUUAUUAAAUAUAAAUAAUUUCAUAUAUAAAAAAAACAAAGAUUUAUUACGUAAAACUGACGGCAAACACGUAUUUUAUUGGAUUUGUGUUAAUAAAUGUGGUGCAAAAAUUCGAACUGUGGAGACAAAUGAAAAAAAACAUGAACUAGAUAAAAAUUCAACGUUUUUUCCGGAUCAACACUGUCAUGCUCCCGAUCCUAUAGGCUUGGAAAUCUAUCAGAAAUCUAUUAACGAGUGUUCGACAAUUGUUGCUUCCCAUGUGAGUAAGAAUUCAGUUCAACAAUUAGUAAAACGUCAAAGACGCAAUGUAGAAAUCUACAAAGAACCAAAAUCCAUUGAUGAAAUAUGCCUAGCCCCAACAAUGUGUCAAACACUAAAAGAUGGAACAUUCAAGGCUUGCCCUCAAAUUUUCGAACAAAUGUAUGUUAUUCACGGAUCAAUUAAACGCGGAACCGAUGAAAUUUUCGUACCAUUAGUAUUUGCUCUGAUGAAUGGUAAAAGUGAAGAGCUAUAUAAUCAAGUAUUUUUUUUAUUAAAUGAAUUUUGCCUCGAAAACAAUAUUAAUAUUACACAAACUAAUGACUUGGAAAUAAUAACAGACUUUGAAAAAGCGGCCAUAAAUUCUUUAACUGAAAAUUUUCCCCAAGCAACUCAUUCAACAUGUUUUUUCCAUUUAUGCCAGAUUAUUUAUAGAAAAAUUCAAAAUAUUGGGUUAUCGACGAAAUAUGCAAAUGAUCCUGAGUUCAAUCUUCUUGCUAGACAUUUACCUGCGAUGGCCUUUUUACCAGUUGAUAGGGUUCAGGAAGGUUGGGCCAUAAUCAAACCAUUAUUUGGGAGCAAUGAAGAAGAACAAAGUCUAUUAAAGUAUUUUGAACAUUCAUACAUAAUAGGUAGACAAGUUAUGAAAACAAGAGGAAGACCAAGAAGAGAAUCAGUUUACACACCACCACUUUUCCCUCCAGAAUUAUGGUCUGUAGCUGAAAGGUUAUCAACAGGAUUGCCCAGGACGACAAAUACGGCAGAAUCCUGGCAUAGAAAAUUAAAUAGAUUAAUAUCGCCACAUCCAGGACUGUAUAAAUUAAUCAAAACCUUACAAUCUACUCAGAACGAAACUGAAGCAGUAAUUGAGAUGUUACUUUAUGGACGUAGUAAUAAAAAAAUGAAAAUUCAAGUGCAAUCCCACAAUAUACGCUUAAAAGAAGUGCAACAAAGAUUAUUAGCUGAUCCGGGUUAUGAUUUAUUAGAGUAUUUAAGAGGAAUAGCUCAAAACGCAGUGACAACCCCCACCCCAUCACUGGGUUCUUCAAACACUGGAUUUCGGGACAUAGCAUCGCAUACUUGA
Molecule: messenger RNA, 1380 nt
Organism: Macrosiphum euphorbiae (potato aphid)
Lineage: Eukaryota; Metazoa; Arthropoda; Insecta; Hemiptera; Aphididae
Source: the annotation of a GenBank genome assembly